Botrytis porri is the source of this 1281-nucleotide messenger RNA. RefSeq lists its product as uncharacterized. The record is from RefSeq and is a predicted model, not a curated record. The coding region runs from base 1 to 1281 and encodes 426 amino acids. Lineage: Eukaryota; Fungi; Ascomycota; Leotiomycetes; Helotiales; Sclerotiniaceae. The transcript has 7 exons.
AUGAUGCUGUCGAGGCUAUUCGCUCUGUUAGGGUUAUCAAUCCUUGCUUCGGUCCGGGCUGAAAGUUCUAGUACGGAGGGUUCAAUUGCGGAUAGUUCUUCCACGGCUUCAGCGUCAAAAACAAGCUUUGUUUCAUCGGCAUCCACUACAAGUUCAUCCACAAGUUCAUCGAUAAGCGCUUCGAAAACUGCUGCUACGACGCAUGUUGUAUCGGUUGAUGCAGAUAGUCUCAAUUACGAUCCUAAAGACUUAACAGCGGAUGUUGGGGAUAUUAUUGAGUUUCGCUUCUAUCCUCUAAAUCAUUCUGUGGCGAGAGCAGAAUAUAAACAACCAUGUAUACCAUACGAAGACACUGAGGCAGGAAAGAUUGGAUUCUGGAGUGGUUUUGAACCUACUUCUAUUCCGCCUACAUUUAAGUUACUCAUUAACGACACGGAACCUAUAUUCUUCUAUUGUUCGGCUCCUGGUGCAUGUCAAGAGGGUAUGGUAGGAGUUAUAAAUGCCAAUGCUACUCAAACUUUCGAUGUUCAGUUUGCGUAUGCUGAAAAUGCAACGAUGGAGUUCUCUCCCAAUGAUCAUUACCGGCUAGCGCCAUUGCCGGUAUCGUCGUUGGUCGCUGUAAUAGCUCUAGCCGGCGCUUUAUUCUACAUGUGCGGCCGUCACAAAACCAUGAAAGAAGUAUUCCACAACGAACCAUCAUCCGGGCCUCCAGCUAGCAGCAACCCGUACGAUGAUACUCAUACCUCAUAUAUGUCGCAAGGUGGCCGUACAGUUUCCGAAGCCAAUUAUCCAAACAUGUCCAAGUUCGCAUCUGGUCUCCCAGGCUUGGAUACUGCAUCUGAACGCUUUUCGCCUCGUCAUGGUGCUUACACGGAUCCUGAUACGAAAAAUUUUAGAAGUCAAAGUCCGCAGAUUGAUGAGGUGGGUAUGCAGAGGGUUAGAAAUGGUCAAUAUCAGAGUGUGUCGGUUGGAAGUCAGAUGGGAAGUCCUGGGUUCCCUAGCCCGGCGCAUAAUCACAAGUCACAUUUGAGUUCUCAGGGGUAUGAAGGAAAUACAUUGAGUGAGAUGAAUGACAGUAGUACACAAGAUGCUUUAAGGCUACGAGAAAAAGAAAGGCAAAACCAAGGACAAGGCCCCAUCGAACUCCCAGCUCCAAGCAGAAGCGCGAGUAUGACGGCGGGGGCGCCUUCUCCGGAAAGAGAACGGCCAUUUUCGUGCACAGAUAGUGAGAGUGGGUAUGCGGGAAUGAUGAGAAAUGAAGUGGGAAAAGGCUACAGAUGA